Molecule: messenger RNA, 861 nt
Organism: Sinocyclocheilus rhinocerous
Lineage: Eukaryota; Metazoa; Chordata; Actinopteri; Cypriniformes; Cyprinidae
Product: PDZ and LIM domain protein 1-like
Exons: 3
Biological process (GO): actin cytoskeleton organization; heart development; muscle structure development
Cellular component (GO): Z disc; stress fiber; filamentous actin
Molecular function (GO): actin binding; muscle alpha-actinin binding
Source: RefSeq, a predicted model, not a curated record
UCCAAUGAGCCUCCUCGCCAGUCUGCCUCUUUUAAAGUUCUGCAGGAGAUCCUGGAAACUGGUGAUACAGAUAAACCCUCAGGCUUCAGAAGUGUCAAAGCCCCCACCACAAAAGUUGGAGCCUCCGUUGGGAAUCCUGAAAAUCUCUCUCUUUGUGACAAAUGUGGUUCAGGGAUUGUAGGAUUGAUGGUCAAAGUUCGAGAUAAGUUUCGCCACCCAGAAUGCUUCGUCUGCACAGACUGCGGGAUCAAUCUUAAGCAAAAAGGACACUUUUUUGUCGAGGACAAAAUUUACUGCGAGAAACACGCACGUGAACACGUCACUCCUCCAGAGGGUUAUGAUGUUGUCACUGUUUUUCCAAAGUAGAAUGUUUCCCACGUUCUACUUUAAAACUGCACCUUCCCUUAUGUGGGGAAUUCCUUUGGAAAUCUGUAACACUUUAUUUGGAUAGUCUUUCAGUGAGGCUGCUUUGUUGCCAAUAUGAAUGUUUGUAACAGCUCUUACAUACUCAGACAGAUGUGCAUGGAUAUAAAUAGACUUUGGCAACAGUAAUCAGGAAAUUGUGAUUAGACAUCACCUGAAUAUGUGAAUAUAGUCUAUCCAGAUUAAGUGCUAUUGUUAUCAUACAUUCCAAUGUCCUUGUCAUUCCACACAUUUAUCUCAUUGUAUAAAAGGCUCGUAUUAUUGGUGCUAGGGUAUCUUAAGACCACUUAUUGCAUUUGCAGAUUUUCAAGAAAUGUUUUUCAUCAACUGAUCAUUGAAAUUAUGUAAUCAUGGUUGUAUUCCCCAUGCACACCAGUAUGUAAAAAUCUAUUCUAUGUAUGUACAUUGUCUUUUGGAUUCUCCAUAUUUUUGUAUGAA